AUGGGGCUCAAGAAGGCCGAGCCGUCCCGCUUGAAGGACCUGCUGCCCAAGAAGGACAGGUCAAUAGAGGCCGAUGUGAUGAGCAGCCACAUCCAGAAGCUGCGGAGCUUUCGGUACCAGAUGAAGAACACCUUAGCCGGAGACAACCUCGACACCGCGGAGGAGCUAGCGCAGAAGGGGAUACUCUCGAACGGGGAACUAGGCAUGAGCCUAGAGCACCGCCGCGACGGGUCCAUGUCGUUGACAAGAGGGCUUUCGGAGAAUGGGGACGGGGUUCACAUGGCGGCACCCGACCAGAUAAAGGAGGCCUUCGGUGUCCCGAGGGACUUGGCCAGCGCCAUCGACCGUCUUGAUGGCCCGCAGUCCAUGAAGAGGAGCGUGGAGCUCAUGGGGCAGUGCGUGCAGGUGCAGCGGAGUGCUCACGGGAUUAUAAUGAACGCGAUGGAGACACAGCAAGCCCUCAAGACCGCCCUCAUGGAGAAGAUGCGAUUGGUGGGUUUCCCGGUGGCCAGCAGGCCGGACGCCCGUGGGGCUGCUGCUGCGGCUGCUCCGUCGUUGGGCGAGACUCCAGAAGGCGGUGGCUGUCAUUCGACCGCACCCUUGAACGUGUCCGGCGGUGGCGGCACCAGCGGCCUCUGGCCGCAGAACCAGCAGCGGAAAUCGUCUCCCUUGGCGUCGCCAUGGCCAUCCUCGUCUUUGCCGUGUCCGCCUGAGGGCAACGGUGGUCUUGCCGCUUUCCCCGGCAACCGAAAGGGGAUAGGGACAUACGCCGGAGUGGCCAGCAUGCUGCAAGCUUCGGCCCAGAGCAUGAACGUGGCGAACCCGGUCCCGACCCAGCCUCCAGCAAACGCGCCGACAUCGACGAGAGCCGCCAUCCCGGGGGGCUCCGCGAACCUUUUUUCCUUCGUGCCCACCCCCCCCGCCGACAAAAACCCGGUGGACAAAACGGCCGCGCCUUCUUCGAGCAACGACCCCGCGACAGAAGCUGCGGCACCGUCAGAGGAAGCCGCGGGGGCGGCGGUAACGCCGGUGGCGAUGGGUGCUUCCGACGGGGGGGGGGGUCCAAGCGGCGGUGCCCCCCGAGAAGGAGGGGGGUACUUCGGGCUAGGGUUGGAAACCGGGGACUACUGGGAGACGGACAUGUUGGACGUGGGCAACGUCGCGGCGGAGGCGCUGGACGAGACCAGCCUGAGAAUGGAGAUGCAGUCGAGCAUGGACAUCCACAGAGUGAUGCGGGCCAGGCAAAAGAACCAGUUGCAGCUGCACGCACAGCAAGAGCAACGGCAGGGGCUCCAAGAAGGGGGAGGGACCAACGCCGACGGCGACGUGGGAGAUGCCCACGGCGCUACCGCCAACGUUGCUGGUAAUAGUAGCGCCGACGGGUUCGCGCUUCCCGCUCCAAGGAUACCUCCAGGCGAAGACAACAGCAGCGGUUCUACUACAGGGUCGGGGCCUACAGGCACGGCACCCGCAACAAACGUGGAAGCGGACGGCGGCCCUGCGUUCGGCGUCAACUCUACUUCUGGUGGCGGUGCAACUAACACCGCAAAGGCAAGAACAGGGGAUGGCCCGCUGCCAGCCCCCCCACCAGACAACGGCACCGCCGCAACGCAUGGAGCGGAAGCACUCGGUAGCGGCAACGGCAUGAUGACGUCACAGCAGUACGGGGUGUCUUUGCCUCGGAGUGACGGAGAUACCCCGACCUUGAUGAACGCCGACUGGAACUGGGACGAGGAUAAGUUGGACGCGCAGCUGUUCAGUUUCCUGCUGGACACCCCGCAGUCCGGGUAG
Molecule: messenger RNA, 1791 nt
Organism: Ectocarpus siliculosus
Lineage: Eukaryota; Phaeophyceae; Ectocarpales; Ectocarpaceae
Source: the annotation of a GenBank genome assembly